Messenger RNA from Fonsecaea multimorphosa CBS 102226, 3459 nucleotides. RefSeq lists its product as uncharacterized. The transcript has a single exon. The record is from RefSeq and is a predicted model, not a curated record. NCBI's taxonomy places the organism in Eukaryota, Fungi, Ascomycota, Eurotiomycetes, Chaetothyriales, Herpotrichiellaceae. Bases 1 to 3459 code for a protein of 1152 amino acids.
AUGGCUUCUAACCCGCGACAUCAUGUUCAGCCUCCGGCAGAUGCUGUUCCGAAGCGUUCGGCCCUAGGUGGAAGAGACACUACCGAUACAUCUCCCGAGGCAAGUGGGAGUCGCGACACGAGAGAGGAUAGCAACCCAACGCACUUGGAGGACGUCCCAUCCUCCACUAAAUACCUUUUUAACCGCUACCCGGCGAAGGACGACGCGCGUGAUCAAAUUGCUCGACAUGAGGCAUAUCAGCAGCCCUUCAGAGAGCUUCUGCAACACUCGCGUCGGGGGCGUGAGCUUCACGAGCUUCACGAGCUUCGCAAGCGUAAGGAGCUUGAGCGUCUGAUAUGUCAGCACCAAAUAUUGCUUCAUGUGGAUCAGGUGGAUCAGGCGCUUCUAGAGCUUGAAGAUAAGAAGCUCCCGGCGCCUCUAGAGCGUCUAGUGCUUGGGGCGCAUCGAAAGUUUCAGGAGCUUCUAGAGGAUGAAGAUGAGAAGCUGCACGGGGCUCAGGAACGUCGAGACCUCGCAGAGCGUAAACUUCAGGAGCUACUGGAGCAAAUACUUCAGGAGCUUCACUUGAAGCGUCAGCAGCUUCACUUGAACCGUCAGGAGCGUCAGGAGGGGGCGAAAUUCAAAGCAAGCACUGGAGGACAUAUUCACACAGAAACUCCCAGCGAACAAGACAUUGUACCAAACUUUCCACCUGAAAGUCAAUUUUCUGGAGGACGGCGGUCCCCCUCACACCAGGCGCCGGUUGAGCAUCAAAGACGUGUUCAAAGUGACCACUCGACUCACAGUACAACUGCUUCACCUACAGUAAAAACUUUACCAGGAACAAGACAUUCGGACUUUGCACAACUCCCAUUGAGUUGGAAAACCAUUUUGGCAGUGCGCAAGGCUGUGGAAUACUCAAAGAUCGGCGGUGGCGUGACUAUUAGUGUGUAUUGGACGUUUUUCCAGUUCUUGGAAAAGCAGUUCGGCAAAGGAGAUAUCAAAGUCGAUUCAAUUAUCACGGUAACCGGGUCGGUUCUCCGGGCACAAGCAACGACUUGCGGUGAUUACAUCCGAACAACGUGGUCACGCAAUGGCCUUUUUUUUAUUCGCGUACUCGAAGGCCUUUGGAAGUCCUAUAGGGUGAUGUGUGAAAAAGACAGGAGUCAGAAAGUCACCGGAUUCACUAUACCGUGUGAGGACGGGGAAAGUCAGAACGACACAGGGCUCAGUAUACCGUUUGAGGAUGGCAGGGGUCAGAAAGUCAUCUGUCAUAUCCUUAAAAGUGGGAGCUUGGUGACAGUGGAAGCCAGCAGAGCUAAAGAGAUGAUGAGGGAGCUCGUUCUGAUGCUUGCCUGGGCCGGCGCAGCAUUUAGUUCUCCUCCCGACGAUCAAAACAUCGCCUCCUGCCGCGCGGAACUCCUAUUCUCCGACACAGGGGAAAUUACUUUGUCCUUUCACAAGAAAUCACUGUCUGAGGAUGUCAAGGCCUGCUGGUUACCGCUCUUCUCGGGAGUAUCGAUCGCAUACGGCUUUCCUAUACAUCCACGGCAGGAAGAGGUCGGACUCGAAAUACCUCUGCAGAUUCUCGCCGCUCUGUUAGGCGCCGUUCGCCCUGUCGAAUAUCAGGGCGGAGUAGUUAUCAAGGGGUUUUCUAGCAUGAUUAUACCCAUCGAGAAAAGAGGUGAAAUUGUCCAAUGGCACCUAGUGGCCAAUGCGGACCGUGAACAGCGCCUCUCAUAUCGUGAUGGUCUUGCACGCUGCCCGCAGCGGGCUUUGGUGGACCAAGUGGACUUUGAAUGCCUUCAGCAGACUCGUGCAGUGCUUGGCUGGUGUUCUGCUGCCCGUUGUUUGCUAGGUAGCCAUGAUGCCAACUACAAAACCAUCGAAUACUCGAGUGCUAUGGAGGCCGGAAGGUCGCUCAAUUUUGCAGGAGGAACCCUGGGCUUCCAGCAAUUUGGGGUGGCGCAGCUCGAUUUCAGCCUUGGGCCAAAGGACGGAAAAUGUCACUUCCAGCGAACUGGUCCUUACCAGAGAAUAGUGAGUGUGGCAGAAAAGACCCGGGUUGUCCUCUACGACACGUCGGAUCAACGGGGAUGGCUUGUUCCUGCUUCAGAAGUCAUCCUGCACAUGUGUCAGCACCGGCAUCAGAUUGAGCCUUUCGAGAUCGGCGGUUCACCAGUUCUGCUACCUUGCACCAGAGCUACGGGACAGUCUGCUAAAGAUAUACUUCUUAGCAAUGCAUCGCUGGAUCUCUGCGACCCCAGCUCCGAGAAGUACACCUUGAAGGACCUAUUUUUGAACUACUGGACACUACUUGAGUUUCUUCUAGACCAAAACGUGAGAAGGGAUCAAGCUUCAAGCAAUGAGAUGCAUAUGCCUCUGCACGAGGUGCUCCAAGGCUAUGAAUACAUGUCCGUGGUUGAUGAGCGCUCUCCCUUUCGGACAAAGCAAAUAGCCCUCAGAAGGACUUGUGGUGGCUGGCCGGCUCUAGCACGAGAUGUGGAUGCUCUGGUCCUUUUCGCUAGUGGAUUCGGAGACAUAUUGCGUCCUCUGGAAGAUGACCAGUCUCAUCAUAUGUGCCGCAAGUGGCGUCGUAUGCCCAAGGGACAGGGCUAUCUCGCUACCACUAUCAAAAUCCUACAGGACCUCUAUGAAGUUGCUGGCAGUCGGCUAGACCGAAAAUACCUUACUUCAACUCAUCUACGGUGGGUGCAGGGUGACUCAACGUUGUUCGGGCCUUGCGCCUCUCCAGGAGCAUUCCGCUGUCACUGCGUCCGUGUCCAAAAGAUUGUUCAAAAGUCGCUCUUCUCGCACAGGAUCGACACAACAGGACCCCCAGGCCCGGUCCUUGACGGGUUCGAGAACGGUGCGGUAAUUUUUGGACAGUCUGAUUAUGCUCCUACCAAUACCAGACCCGCGUCCGACAAGCCUAAAACGACUGGGAUAUACAGCCAGCCAAACUUGGUCUUUGUCGCUGCCGGUGAAAGAGAACCGCGUCAAGAUGACCUGCGAGGUUCUACUGACCUUGAGUAUCCAUUCUGGGGAGACACUAUCUCAGCUUCGCAGCCUUUUCGACCGGAGACUGCGCCUACGCACGGUUUUGUUGCAGGAAGGAGUGCCUCUUCAUUACAGUUGUCCAUGGCCAGACUUUCUGCGCAGCAAGUGUUAAGGACAGCAGAGGAGACCGAUAUUCCCAUCCGUCUCCAGUACGCAGAAGGGCAUUCAUCUCCCAGACAAUGGGGUGAAGCUCACUCGUACGGAAAUUCCCCAGACCAUGAAGGGGUCGAGGAAGUGCCCGUGCAACGACCAACAGCUUCGCCGCCUGAAAGCCGGGAAUAUUACGAGAACUAUUCUGAACCUCGAUACCUCGCCAGAGCCGAACAUACAAUCGGGCAUUCCUCGCGCCCCCAUGGCCGAAACACGAAGGAAAGAUCAAUGCCAAUCCGAUGCACAGGCCAUCAUCAGCAUGGGGGAUGA